UCCUCGCGCCGCCCUCUCUCACCCAACAGCGUCUGCACCCGCCCGACUCGCGCAGCAUCGCAUGUGCACUCGCGGCGGCGCCGUGUACGCCCACCCAGCCAGCGUCUCGCUGCUGCAGCCAUGACGGCGCCAACGAGCGGCUCUGGCUCGGCUGCGCGUGGGCGGGCAAGUGGCAGCGGCACAACGGUGCCCAGCUCGUCGCUCAGCGAUGCUCCCUCCUCAUCGAUGGCGCCGCUGUCGAGCAUGACGCCUUCGCGGCCCGGCGUGGCGCAGAAGAGGCAGCGCACCAGCCUGGUGGCGCCCGCGUUCGAGGGCCGGCAAUUUGCACCGCCGGCAUCGCCGCAGAUGCCCGCUGCGUCGCCUUCGCGCGGCGGCCCAGCUAGCCAGCAAGCGUCGCCCAUGGGCAUCUCUUCGCAUGUGCUCUCGCAGGCAUCGCUGCUCGCCGCCGUCGGCAGCAGUCAGUCUGGGCGGCGCGGCGAGAGCAGCGCUGUGCGACGCUCGCCAGCAGGCGUGCCUGGCGUACAUGGCGCAGCACCACCGCGGCUCGCACCGCCUUCCUCGCCGAGUCCGCGAGCUGUCAGCGGCGGCGCUCCAGCGGCAUCGCCUCGCCCGCUGAUGGCGCUCAGCGCACUCCAGCCCGUGCGCCUCGUUGCAGAGCCUCCGCCUCCACCGCCGCCGUUGCCGCGUCGUUCCGCCAGUCCCACUCGUCGGCAGGUGUCGCUGAGCGUACAGGCGGCGCAUAUGCAGCCAGCAGCCGCAGAGCAAGCGAACUCGGAGCGCCAGCUCGCAGCAGCAGCUGCGCUCGCGGCGGCACCAUCUCAGCGCACACCGUUGCCGGCGGUCGAGUCACUCCUCAUGCCUGCGCCGGCAGUCGUCGAGCCACCUGCAGCGCUGCCACCACCGGUGCCGCCAGCAGAGACGCCGCACGCUUCUCCAGCACUGCCGGCAUCGCUCUCCUCUCCAGCACUGCCUCGUCCGCCCACUGCACCCUCGCGACAUGUGCCACGAGAACGUCUCUCGACACACCUGCCCUCCCUCGACGCCCUGCUGGCGCCGCUGCCGUUUCCUACUGCGCUGCGUCCGUACUCGGCCGACGAGCAGCGGCGCAUCGGCCUGCGUCCUGGCGGCGCACUCGAGAUUGCGGGUCCGCCAGGCUCGGGCAAGACGGUGCUCGCAGUGGCGGCGGCGGUGCGCUGCAGACUGGAUAGUCUGCGGCGAGUCAGGGCGCGGUUGCGAGCGAGGUCGGAAGGCGAGGCGGAUGAUGCGAGCCCUGACACGUGGGAGAGCGCGGCGAAGACAGCCGAGCAGGUGUGGCUUCUCGACACCGAGGGUGCCUUGAUCGCCGCUCGGCUGCGCCAGGCUGCUGUGUCGCAAGUUGCCGCGCUGCCCGAGAGCGAGGUCAUCGAGUCCAGCCUCGCAGCAGAUGGCGACGUAGUCAUGGAUGGGGCAUCCUCCGCAGACGCAGAUGCAGACGCCAGUCGCAAAGGCCUGCUCCGAGCUGUUCUUCAAGGACUCCACAUCUCUCGGGUCCUCUCUCUCGCCGCUCUGCUGGCACACUUCUUCCUCGCCUUUCCGCCCACCAUCGCCGCUCCAUACGCGGGACGUCUGCCGGCGCGCUGUGCGCUCAUCGUGAUCGACACUCUCUCUUCGCCUCUGCGGUUCCCGCCCGGCGAUACAUCAGCCCAGCGCACUGCCCGCACGCAGGCCUUCGCCAGCAUCGCUUCUUUCGCUGCACGGGCGCGAGCCGCCAACGUUGCCGUGCUGGCGACGAAUCAGAUGGCAAGCAAGAUGUUUGCGCCUGGCGGAGUGCUCUCCAACUUUCGCAACCCGGACGCCAUCGCCCGGCUGGUGCCGCAGCUGCUGGCGCCGCUGGUGCUCGGUGUCGACGCGGAAGAGAUGCAGAUCGUGCCGCGAGACGAGGCGGAGGCGGCUUGGCUGUACGCUGAACGAGGAAGCGCACUGGGCAAGGAGACGAACCGAGUCACUCUCUUUCGAGCUGGACCGCGCAGUCAGACUUUCGCACAGAUGGUGGGACGGCCCGCCUCGCAGCCGAUGCCGCCACGCGCCGCACCUCUGAUCAAGCCUGAGCCGGACGCCGAGCCUGCUGAGCCCGCCGUGCCCGAGCUCGGCUGGCGCACGUGGAUCCCAUUUGCCAUCGAUGACAACGGCACGCCGUUUGAACUGCCAGACGAAGAGCCGUCGCUCGCCGCUGGCUAGCGCGCCCUUCCCAUCCGGUCCCUCGUCACGCGGCCCCUCCCAUCUUCACUUGUACUUGUACGCUGCACUCAUUACCUUACCUCUGUCGAGCCGCGGC
Tilletiopsis washingtonensis is the source of this 2314-nucleotide messenger RNA. RefSeq lists its product as hypothetical. The record is from RefSeq and is a predicted model, not a curated record. The transcript has 4 exons. NCBI's taxonomy places the organism in Eukaryota, Fungi, Basidiomycota, Exobasidiomycetes, Entylomatales. The coding region runs from base 121 to 2217 and encodes 698 amino acids. Gene Ontology annotation, cellular component: Rad51C-XRCC3 complex; Rad51B-Rad51C-Rad51D-XRCC2 complex; replication fork. Gene Ontology annotation, molecular function: crossover junction DNA endonuclease activity; four-way junction DNA binding. Gene Ontology annotation, biological process: meiotic DNA recombinase assembly; reciprocal meiotic recombination.